AUGAAUAUACGAAAUUUGAAUAUAAAAGAAACCUCACGAUUUUCUGCCUUUGUACCAGAUGCUUUUGGUUCAAAUCCAAGACAAUUGGAAAGUUAUUUUAAGCAAAUCUACACAUUUAUACCAGACCCAAGAAUUCCAAUCUCGCCAGCAGCUUUAGCAGGUGCCGCCGCCUAUAAGGCUGUUCGAGAUACUCCGCGUCCAACUUUUGAAAUACGACAUACAGAUGAAGUUGAUAGAAUAAGAGAAACUGCUGCUCGAGAAGCUUUAAAUUUACUUCGAACGUUUCCUUUACCUACUAUUGAUCCACAAAUUGUGGUAUUAUCAGCUGAAGCAGCUGCUCAUCGAUUAUACGAUCAUGAACAUUUCGCAAAGUUUUAA
Messenger RNA from Diversispora eburnea, 378 nucleotides. The record is from the annotation of a GenBank genome assembly. NCBI's taxonomy places the organism in Eukaryota, Fungi, Glomeromycota, Glomeromycetes, Diversisporales, Diversisporaceae.